Plasmopara halstedii is the source of this 842-nucleotide messenger RNA. RefSeq lists its product as uncharacterized. The transcript has a single exon. NCBI's taxonomy places the organism in Eukaryota, Oomycota, Peronosporomycetes, Peronosporales, Peronosporaceae. The record is from RefSeq and is a predicted model, not a curated record. Bases 400 to 615 code for a protein of 71 amino acids.
AGAGCAUUUAUCGAAGGAGAGCCCACCACUAUCAGGGCGCGUGAGGUUUUUAAGACAAGAGAAAGCGGGAAAAAGCAAGCUCAUUCGCGUGAAUUCAGGUCCGACAUGAGAAGGGUGUAUGUAAGACUACUGAUUCGUCAUGAGGGACAUAACGACAAAAAUCAAAAAAAGAGGAAGUGUCGAGUACGAUCAAGUUACUCAGAAAGUAAGUAGAUGAAGCAGCCGUUACUGCAUUUGCCCGUGAAGCAUAUCCAGUGACGUUAAACCCUAUCAUAAGGAGAAAGAAGACUUAGGCGCUUGGUGCGUUCAUACUGCCACUCCCACGCGAAGCACAGCCAGUCUUGUUCCUCUGCCACUUUCGUUUUUUUGUCUGUUCUACUGCUCGCAGUAGAGUGAAAUAUGAUACUUAUGAUACAGAGCAGUCCUGCAACAUCGUCUUGCAUUACCACACCCGUACACUUCACCAGCGAUCUAUACCACGAAAAUUGUAUAAAAGUGUCUCACUUGAGCGACAUAGACCUCGUUGUUGUCGACGAUAGUUUUGGUAAUUGCGUCAUCGCUCUUUUAACAGCACUUUGGCUUCACCGGCCAGCGUUUACGAUACAUGUCACUUAAACACCUUCUAGCAUAAGUCUCCCAUUAAAAUUAAAAGUAUCUGGCAAAUUUUCAACAAAAAAUAAUUUGACUUUUGAGACUAUGCAGGUGUGACCGUAUCGUUCUCUUCCUCAUACAAAGACAAAGGUAUGUAUGCGCUCAUCAAGAAGAUCAAGGAAGUUAUAACAAGGUUGCCGAGCACAUUUAAUAUAGCAAGCUCAGACUCAAAGAUAAACGCAUAAAAGAUU